CCCCGAUCGGACAAACUGAUGCUCCAGAAAUCACACCUUACAUACCUACAAGUUACGCGCCGUGCCAGGACUAGAACAAAGUAGGUACGCCGCCUCCACGCGUGGUGUUGAGUCACUGUGAGCGUUUCCUGUUUUCGCGUUCCGACCUUCUCCAGUUGACUGACCCCUCUGACUCAUUCAUGGGUUCGCAGGGCUCGCGAGCGUAGAGUACGGAACCGCAAGCGUCAUGUCAAUUAUGCACCCGCACUUAGCGAGUAAAGUCAUGUCGACUACCCUGGAGUAUACUCGUCCCGAGCCCGAAAGCCAUAGAUAAUGGUCAGUGACAAGGAAAUCAGUACGCAUCAAGGCUCCACUAAGCGGAAGGCCGAUAUCGUCCGGCGGGCUGGUGGAUAUGUAACUCCAGUUAGCCGCAAAAGUGGACCCGGACGAACAUCUACAUAUUCCAUUGGCGACCCUAAUGCGAGCGGGUGCCCUAUGCAUCUUUUCUUCAACUGGAGGAUCAUAUCAGCUGAAGAAGAAGACGCCACAAACGUUGAGGUACCUGACAUCCCACCAUCUAGCGAAGCGUCAACAACUUUAUCUUCUGGAAUCGGCGCUACGGACGAGAGAAGUGGAGAGGUUGUGUCCGGUGUUCUCAUUUGCUCGCCUGCACGUCGGAAUAUUGGUGGUGGGGGGACGUCGGUCGGCCGGCUAGGCUUGUGCGGGAAUACUGUAGACUCGUGGCGGUGGUGCUGGUGGGGAGUGGAGAUUCGAGAACCAACUCGUUCGCAACCAUCCGUCGGUGAUUCUCGGCCGGUUCUCCCGCUGCAGGAGGUUCGCAGGUUGGAACUGGUUCGGGUCCGGAGAGUACAGAUUGCAGCCUCGACAGGUUCGCAACCUGCACCAAAAUCACCAGCAUCACCAAGGCUGGAUACUUUCCUCCCGUAUAAUUCUGUUCAGGGCUCUCCUGAGAAUUUAGAGAACCUUAUCCGGCUCGAUGCGGCAGUAGUAGACACCCUCUAGACUACAUAUACAUAUCACGGCUACCAGAGGUGGAGGCUCAAUAUACAUUCUCACACUCCUCUGCUCUUUAUUCUUAUUAUCGUGUUCUUUUUCCACUGUUUCUUGGUCCUUCCUUUGUUUUUUCGGGUGAUCAGCAAAAUCCAGCCACUUUUGCGGCCCUUCGCUUUUUGUUGGG
Messenger RNA from Tricharina praecox, 1177 nucleotides. RefSeq lists its product as uncharacterized. Lineage: Eukaryota; Fungi; Ascomycota; Pezizomycetes; Pezizales; Pyronemataceae. The transcript is spliced from 5 exons. Bases 313 to 1002 code for a protein of 229 amino acids. The record is from RefSeq and is a predicted model, not a curated record.